Anoplopoma fimbria (sablefish) is the source of this 2003-nucleotide messenger RNA. RefSeq lists its product as uncharacterized. Bases 222 to 1547 code for a protein of 441 amino acids. NCBI's taxonomy places the organism in Eukaryota, Metazoa, Chordata, Actinopteri, Perciformes, Anoplopomatidae. The record is from RefSeq and is a predicted model, not a curated record. The transcript has 11 exons.
GAUGACCGGCAUGUCGACGAACUACUAGAUAGACUUCUCUUUAUUAUUUGUUAAAUGAUUGACAACUAACUCAAAUUGACCACAUUAUCUGAGUCAAUACUCUUUGGUGUGAUCCGACCAGUUUAGAGGUCUCUCUCUCUCUCUCUCUCUCUCUCUCUUUCCUCGCAGCUCUUCUAUUCUCUUUACUUUCGCUUUAAUUCGUCACCACAGCAGGUGAGGUCAUGUCACUUUUACUGAAGGAAAUAACGCGCAUCGACAAACAAGCAGCUGAUGUGUUGAAAGGUGAGGACUUGAAAACCGACGCAGAGAUCCAGACGCUGACUCGAGAAGAUCUGCAUGAGCUGUUUCCCGAAUCGAAGAACUUCAAACGAAGAAGGACCAUUUUCGACAUAAUCCACAAACAGAAACCGGUUGAAGUGCUCCUAAAAAACCUAAAGGAUUUCAUCCCACAUGAAUCUUUCAGGGCUGCUCUCACCAACAAUGGGGUCUUGGUUGAUUACCUCCGUAUCCUGAAGGACAUACAGGCCGAAGUGAAAAAUGUCCAGAAAUUCAUUGACACUCACGUCGGCUUUCUGGAAGAAUUCAGCAAAAAUCCGCCAGACCAGGAAUCAGCCAACAUGGAGGGGCAACCUUAUGGCUUACAAAAAGAAGCACAAGGUUCAUGUACCUCAGAUGCUUUCGGACCAAAAUUGCCUCAAAUCGGCCCAACUGGUGGCCAUCCACAAGAACAAGAAAGUCAAUCAACCCUUCAAACUUUAUGGUCGUAUUUACCAAGUUUGAGCUCUUCAGAUACUUCAGAGGCCGGUGGUCAAAUGGUGCUCUCUCCUGGCCCCACUGAAGGCCAUUCACAAGGAACAAAAUGUCCAAGUCCUUCAGCCAGCAGUUCUCCAGUGAAGCUCCACAGUGGAGCACAAGGUACCUCAGAGGCCAAUGGUCAAAUGGUGCUCUCUACUGGCCCCACUGAAGGCCAUUCACAAGGAACAAAAUCCACACUGACGUACAAGAUGGUUGUCAGUGGAAAAACCUUUGAACAACACCUGGUGCUGAUGGAUAAAGUGAAGAAACAAGUUGCGAAUCAGUUCCGGCUUUGUGAAGAUAAUUGGGAUAACAAGAUCACUUUUGUCUUCUGUCCGAUCAGUUCACGCAUCGCGUCAGAUGUUGAGGCAGCCCUGACAGAUUUUAAAGUGUCCUCAGGUGAUAAACCUAUCAUUCUGGUGUUGAUGCACCACGCACAUGGGGUCAAGUGCACACCAUCUUUUAGAACAUGGCAUGAUGAUGCUAAAGUUGUGUUGCACGUCAACGUUUUCUACCAUGAGACGACGGGAUUACUGAAGUGUGAAGAAAAUAAUGCUGCUGUCACUGAGAUAGCAAACAAAUUACAGGAGAGCUUCUUCCCGAGGAGUAAAGAUACUAGUGGAAAUGCCCAGGGUGUGGGUGCCGCAACGGGUGUGACUGGUCGUAGUUCUUCUAGAGGUGACGGUAACCACAGGGGUUCUAAAGUGGGAAAUAGAUAUUUUUCAAAUAUGUUUGGGGGGAAUAAUAAGUAGCAGUGUUAGCAGUGUUGGUUUGUAAUGGUUUGCAUCAAAAGCAAAAAUAAAACUGACAAAAUUGAUUCAUUUAGACCAUUUAAGUAUUGCUGAAAACAUUAUUCUUUCCUCCUUGGUAAAAUCAGCUCAGCUACUGAUUGUAGUCUAAUGAUAAUCGUCUUCUUGGUAAUCGCAGGUAUCUAUUGCUAAACAAAGAGUUCCCUGCAAAUUUUCUGCUGUUGAAUUUCUGAAGCUUCAUCAGGUAACUUGUGUUUUGCCAAUUAAUAAACGCUAAAUUAUCAGUCAGAUUUAUUAGAUUUAAGAACAAAAUGUUUUAUUGGGUAUUUGAGCUGCUGCUGAUCAUUGGACUUAUCUUAUAAUCUUAUCUUAUAAUUUCCUAUUAUGAAAUGUCCACUAAUCAGUUCUCGAUUUGAUACUUAACAAGUAAUGCAAAAAUGAAGAAUAAAUGUAAACAUA